This is a messenger RNA of Ostertagia ostertagi, 303 nucleotides long. Lineage: Eukaryota; Metazoa; Nematoda; Chromadorea; Rhabditida; Trichostrongylidae. The record is from the annotation of a GenBank genome assembly.
AUGCUAUAUACGGAAUGGAAUGAAACCCUCUAUGAGCUUGCUAAGCAAGAUCUCACUCAACCGUUACCAUCGGCCAUGUUGCAAGGUUAUGAAGGAGCGAAUCUCUGGAACUAUUUCGAAAAGAGUAAUAGUCAAACAAUGAAAAAAAAGGUGAAGUCGACUAUGCAAAAGAAGAAGAAUCGUCAAUAUCUGACAAGAGCGAUAAAUGGUCUAGAAGGUGAAAGCGCGAAGUUUGGAUGCUACUGCGAUUACGGAAACGGAACAGGUCGCGACGACAUGCAGAUUCAGUGUUACUUCAAAUGA